This is a messenger RNA of Drosophila subpulchrella, 773 nucleotides long. RefSeq names its product eukaryotic translation elongation factor 1 epsilon-1 (gene AIMP3). Bases 80 to 619 code for a protein of 179 amino acids. Gene Ontology annotation, biological process: positive regulation of DNA damage response, signal transduction by p53 class mediator. NCBI's taxonomy places the organism in Eukaryota, Metazoa, Arthropoda, Insecta, Diptera, Drosophilidae. Gene Ontology annotation, cellular component: cytoplasm; aminoacyl-tRNA synthetase multienzyme complex; nucleus. The record is from RefSeq and is a predicted model, not a curated record. The transcript is spliced from 3 exons.
GGUUAAGCGUGCAACCCUGUCUGCCAAUCUUGAGUAUCGUUUCUUGUUUUUUUGCCAAAAUAACUAUAAUUUUGCUGACAUGUGCGACGUUGCAACAGUGCAAAAGAUUGCCAAUUGCCUGGGCGUGAAUCCCGGCAAGGUGCAGCUGAACGAGGAGCAGGUCGUAACGCGCACGAGUGGCCAAAAGAAGACCGUGGCCGGAUUCGCCACAAUCCUGGAGAGCUUGGCCAGCGAAUCCAAGUCGGAGACGGCCCAGAACAGCAAGGUGUCGCGGGAGGUGGAGGCCCAGGUGUACCAGUGGAUCGAGUUCUCCGUUCUCUACGUGGCGCCCGGCUCCAAGGACAAGCACGUGUCCAAGCAACUCCUGGCCGACUUCAACAAGCUCUUCGCCAGCAAAUCCUACCUGGUGGGCCACUUCAUCACGCUGGCCGACCUGGCCGUCUACUAUGCCAUCUACGAUCUUGUGAAAUCCCUCUCGCCUGUGGACAAGGAGGCCUAUCUGAAUCUCUCCCGCUGGUUCGAUCACCUCCAAAACCGCCCGGAGGUCCACCAGGGCGAGACGCUGCUGAACUUCACCACCAUUUACCUGCACGGCUGGGCCACAGGCACUCACAUCUAAGCCCACCACGGAACUUCUGCAUCCAUUCACGUCACAAAUGCGACACUUAAGUUAUUUAUUUCUAUUGCAUUUUUCACAAUGUAGUUUUGUGUGUGAUUAUCAUUUAAUGCCAAUGAGAGAGUUCAGCGUUGGAAUAUGAAGAAUCGUUAUUGUA